CGCCACCAGAGUCUAUUUUGUAAGUAUAGCAAAAUGAUUGCAAAUAGAGCACCGCUCGAGAGGGGAGGGGUCCGAAUCUCUGGUGGACGCUCGGCUCGAUAUGCCCAGACGGCAAGAAUAUGCCGGUGACGCGCGAGGCACUCGCAUCCACGCACGGCGUCAAAAGUAGCGGUGAUGGGCCCUUGGAUGGACGUCCCCGAGCGCUUCCUGGACGACUGGUAUCGCUUGGCUGUCCCCUACACCAUCCCAAAUAUCGUCGCUGGGUGGAUUUCGACAGGUCGAGUGCCGCGGGACGGCGGUGAAAGCCGACCAGAUGUGCACGUGUACGCCGCUGCGCACGGCGCCGCGCUGCACCGGCUUCGACGCGACCAAGGCGGGCGAUGUCGGCUAUGUCGCAUACAACAGGUUCAACGUCGCCACCGCGCAGAUCCCCUCGUCCGUGCUCAGCCUGCCCAUCGUCGGCUCGAAGCUCGAGCAGGUCAAGCUGAGCUUUACGCGGCUCAGCUGCGGCGACUAACCAGGUCGAUCAAUGAGCAACACCGGCCCGGACGCGUGCGGCGCGCCUUCCGUCCUUUGUUCAGCGAUGUCCCUCCCCUUUUGUUUCUUUUUUUGCUUUGUCCAUUUAGGAAGCCAAAGAGCCAAGAGCUUUCGCCACCGACCUUUUUUGGUUGCUGCAGAGAGCUACAUAUUCCGCUGCAUGAGUGCGCCCGUCUGCGCCGCUUUAGAGUCCAUGCUGUUAUCCAUAAUCGCAACGCAAUAGCAGCAAGGCCUAGUUUCUUCAUCCUCUGCGGUUGAGAGUCUUCUGUUGGCUGCAGCACGAAGCCGACGAGAGACGCGCUAGCGAGCAAAACAAACCACAAAGGGCUCGCCCAUCCGCCUCUGUCAGCUGACAGACCUUGCUGAGCGGGCGAGGCAUCCCCGGCGGAAUUCCCUUCUCGUCGUCAAGCAACACUCGUUGAGACAUUGGCCGAAUCAACCUAAUAUCUCACGACACGAACUGCAGACAGCCAUGCAGCACCUGUGGCCUCUUAGUGGCUAUGCUGUUUUCAAAGCCAGACACAAUAUAUACAAGAGGUAAGAUCCUACGCGCACUAUCGUACGAAACAAAGUCCCACUUCGGCUCGUAGCCUCCUACCAUAGCAGGCAGGCGUACGUUCCUCGACUUUCUGACUUCAAAG
Messenger RNA from Tilletiaria anomala UBC 951, 1178 nucleotides. RefSeq lists its product as uncharacterized. The transcript has a single exon. The record is from RefSeq and is a predicted model, not a curated record. NCBI's taxonomy places the organism in Eukaryota, Fungi, Basidiomycota, Exobasidiomycetes, Georgefischeriales, Tilletiariaceae. The coding region runs from base 175 to 795 and encodes 206 amino acids.